AGAUAACCAGAGUGAAAUUACGAACGCACCCUCAGGGUGGGCGUCUCCCAGCUACCUUUGCUUACCUGUCAUUUCCAAAUCUUAAAGCGAUUACAGAUUUCCAAUAGGUACCUCACUGGUUUGAACUAAAGGGACAUUUUGUAUUGACAAAAUGGAAUCGCCCGUGAAGAAAGGUUUCCUUAGACUGGAAAUACAGAAAACAACAUGGGAGGUUCCGGAGCAAUAUACCGCACUGAAAGCUGUUGGCUCAGGUGCUUACGGGACAGUAUGUUCUGCUAUUGACCAGCAGACCAAGGAGAAGGUGGCCAUUAAGAAGCUCUAUCGUCCAUUUCAGUCCCUGAUCCAUGCUAAACGGGCCUACCGGGAACUACGACUGUUGCGCCACAUCCAGCAUGACAAUGUGAUCUGCCUCCUUAAUGUCUUCACACCUGAUUUCUCCCUGGAGAAAUUUCAGACAUUUUACAUGGUGAUGCCCUUCGUUGCUGAGGAUCUCGGUAACAUCAUGAAGAGGAGGAGAUUGACUGAUCGCGUCAUCGUUUACCUCUUCUACCAGCUUCUAUGUGGCCUCAAGUAUAUCCAUUCUGCAGGGAUCAUCCAUCGGGACCUAAAACCUGGCAACCUCGCCGUGAACGAUAACUGUGAAUUGAAGAUUCUGGACUUUGGUCUAGCGAGACAUGCAGAGAGUGAGAUGACGGGCUAUGUGGUGACACGCUGGUACAGGUCACCAGAGGUCAUCUUCAACUGGAUGCACUAUAGCCAGUCAGUGGACUUGUGGUCAGCAGGCUGCAUUUUGGCUGAGAUGAUCACAGGCCAGGUUCUGUUCCCAGGCAAAGACAGCAUUGACCAGUUGAAGAAGAUCCUCCACGUAACAGGAACACCACCGUCCUCCCUGCUGCAGAAGAUGCAGAGCAAAGAUGCUCGUUCAUAUGUGCAGGGUCUCCCUAUCCAAAAGAAGAAAAACUUUAAGGAAGUCUUUCCCUCCUUGGAUGUAAAUGCGGUGGAUCUGCUGGACAGCAUACUGCUGCUGGACCCAGACACCAGGAUGACAGCUAAAGAGGGCCUCUCACACCCCUACCUCUCUGAGUUCCAUGAUCCAGAAUCUGAACCCGACUCCCCACCGUACGACGACUCCUUUGAAAGCAUGGAGCUUGACGUGGGAGAGUGGAGUAGUCUGAUCCACAUGGAGAUUAUGACUUUUGACCCCAGAAACCCCAGUGCCACUGCAAUGUAGCGGACAGACACAACAGAACACUGGCUCCCCCAUGGCUCCCCCAUGGCUCCCCCAUGGCUCCCUCAUGGCUCCCCAUGGCUCCCCCAUGGCUCCCCCAUGGCUCCCACAUGGCUCCCCCAUGGCUCCCCCAUGGCUCCCCCAUGGCUCCCUCAUGGCUCCCCCAUGGCUCCCCCAUGGCUCCCCCAUGGCUCCCUCAUGGCUCCCUCAUGGCUCCCCCAUGGCUCCCACAUGGCUCCCCCAUGGCUCCCCCAUGGCUCCCUCAUGGCUCCCCCAUGGCUCCCUCAUGGCUCCCUCAUGGCUCCCCCAUGGCUCCCCCAUGGCUCCCCCAUGGCUCCCUCAUGGCUCCCCCAUGGCUCCCCCAUGGCUCCCCCAUGGCUCCCCCAUGGCUCCCUCAUGGCUCCCUCAUGGCUCCCCCAUGGCUCCCCCAUGGCUCCCCCAUGGCUCCCCCAUGGCUCCAUCUUAUAAAAAGCAUCACAUUUCACAACAUGGUUUCAUGACUUCAUGAAACAUGAUACUGGAAAAAGUGGCGCCGAAGGAGAUGGCUGUCUUUUUACGAUCCCGUAACUAAUUGUGCGAUUGUUUAAAAGCAUUGUUGGUUAAGGGCUUGUAAGUAAGCAUUUCACAGUGUUGUAUUCGGCGCAUGUGACAAAUACAAUUUGAUUUGAUUUGGUAUGUCAUCAUUUUUAUGGAUCCCUCAUGUUUUAAGGGUAGGUAAUGGUUUUAACUUGUUUUAAGGUAUACAUUUUCAGAAUGCUUCGUAAAAAUGAAUAUGAAUGAUGUACAACCUUUGAAUAUAUUAGUAGUAUUAUCAUAUUAAAUAUAGUAACGUGGUAAUCAAACACACCAUUUGCAUGUUUAUCCAAUCUAUGUAUGAACAAUGUUUUUAUCAUGACUGAGUAAAACCUCAUACCUCAAAUCAAUCUCAUCUAUGAACACAUUUUCAUCUCUGACUCAAUUAGCAUUUUCCAAAAUUAAGCAUGUUUUGGUAUCUUAACUGAAAAUGUAUGUUUGAUGCCAGAAAACUACAUCUCAAUCAAUAAAUCCACAUAGUGUACAGUAGACGGCACAUGUUCAGUGUAAUGUAUAAUGUUCUUAUGCUGCCCUUUUUGUUGUUUUGUGAACGGGUUAGAUAGGUCAUCAUUUCAGUUCUGUUACAGCAAUGGUGUUAAGGUAAUAAGUAAAAAAUACUUUAAAGUACUACUUAAGUCAUUUUUUGGGGUAUCUGUACUUCGCUAUUUAUAUUUUUGACAACUUUUACCUUCACUACACUACAUUCCGAAAGAAAAUAAUGUACCUUUUAUUCCAUACAUUUUCCCUGACACCCAAAAGUACUUGUUACAUUUUGAAUUUUCAGGCAGGACAGCAAUAUGGUCCAAUUCACGCGUCUAUCAAUAUAACGCAUUGUCAUCCCUAAUGCCUCUGAUCUUACAGACUCACUGCAAAUACUGCAUUUGUAAAUUAUGUCUGAGUGUUGGAGUGCAUCCCCUGGCUGUCCGUCAAUAAAAAAAACAAGACAAUUGUGCCAUCUGGUCUGCUUAAUGCAAGUAUGAUAAUUGAGUACUUUUUUCACCAUUGUGUUACAGUAGAUGUAUGCGUGUGUUACGUUAAUUAAAGUUGUCUGCCUGUAUCCCACCUGCUGAAAUUGAAGUAGAUUAAAUACAUUUAAAUUGAAUCAGAUUUAAUUACAUUUGAAUUAAUACAGUACUACUGCUUUUGUCUGUAACGAUUCACUAGCAUUCCAAAAAGAGGGCAAUAUGAAUGUUUGAUUGCAUUGUUUUGGGUGCUAUGAAUGCUAUCCCAAUUUCCUCAGAAAACAUCAAUACAUGGUUGAUAUUUCUUUUAUAGUAAAGAGAAGUAACACAUGUUCACACUAUCUAAUACUGUCAGAUUCAUUGUAAAUCCCAUUUAAAGGGACAGUUCAUCCAAAUUACAAAAUUAUAUUGUUUUCCUUACCCUGUCAGCAGUUAAUGGACAAGGUAUGACAGCAAUCAUGCUUUGUUAAUUUCUUUACCUGGUCACUGUUUCAAAUGCUAAGUUUUUUGCAUUUUUGGCUCAAAUCCAAUGUAAGUCAUUGGUACCUAUAUUAUAAUUGUUGCUCUUUAUGAACAUAUCAUCUAUAAGAAACUUCAAUGAGUUGCGAUACAUUUUUACAUGAUUCGGACAUGAAGAGUAAAAAUGUUAAUAUAGGUACCAUUAACUUGCAUUUCAUUUGUGCUACAAAUGCUAAAAAGAUAUAUUUUGAAACAGUGGCCAGGUAAACAAAACCAAUGCAUGGAGUGCGGUCAUACCUUGUCCAUAGACUGCUUACACAGGGUAAGAAAACAGUGCCAUUUUGUAAUUUGGAUGAACUAAUCCCUUUAAUAACUUAGUGGUUAACUAGAUUAUAGUGAGGAUAAAUUCCUCAAUGUUGUGUUACAGGCCUUGACGAUGUGUCAUUACAUUUGGCUAUUUUGUGGUUUGAAAUCGAAUUCUUCACAAGUCAGCUCACACUUUGACAUUGCAAAGAGCCGUUCGCGUCUGAUUGCAUCUUGUUUUCCUGGUGGCUAAAAAUUCUAAUAGUUCCUUCAUUUCAGUUUAUGUGGCAAAACAAGAAAGAAUCGUCUGGAGAAUCAUUGUACCAUAUAAACCAAUGAAAUAUAUUUUCCAUAAACAAAUAUGUUGUAUUUUCAGCUGGUGUACAAAACUGAAUGUAAAAGAUACAAAAACAAAACUUAGAUCUAUCGCUUUUUAGACUUGCUUUCAAUGAGAAUGACAGAUCUGUAGCAUGUACGCUGGGAGUCAGAAAGCAAGUGCAGGUGAUGAGUUUAAUAAUAAACAGACCAUUUGCCACAAUAACAGCCACGAGUCACGUAUAGACAUGACACACAUAGUCAAAUACUGCCUGGGGACUGGAACUAAGGGAGUGACAGAUAUAGGGGAGGUAAUCAGUGAAGUGAUGGAGUCCAGGUGUGCCUAAUGAUGAAGCGCAGGUGUGCGUGAUGAUGAAUGCCAGGUGUGCAUAAUGAUGAAUGCCAGGUGCGCGUAAUGAUGAAUGCCAGGUGUGCGUAACGAUGAAAGCCAGAGGUUGUAAUCUGAAUAUAGGGGAAAAGGCCAUUUCUAAACACGGCAUGAGCCAUUCUUACUAAUCCGUUGGAAAACCAGUUAGGAUUUAAGUACAACUUUUGUAUUACUGAAUCCUUAAGUGAGAGGGUCAAUGAUUUCUUAUUUAAUAAUUUCAGCCCUCCGAAAUCAUAUUCAUUAUAUAAAUUGUCCCGUUUAAUUUUUGGUCUGUCUUGCUGUUCCAAAUCAAAUGUAAUAUUUUUUGUUCAUAUAUUUUAAAAACAAGUUGUUUGGUAUAGUCCGGGCCAUAAGUACAUAGGUAAACUGCGAUAUGACUAAAGAAUUAAUCAGGGUGAUUUUUCAACAAAUAGACAGGUGUUUACCUUUCCAUGGUAGCAAGAUCCUAUCUAUUUUUGAUAACUUUCUGUAAAAAUGUAUUGCAGUUGGAUCGUUUCUUUCGGAUAUGUCACGCCAUGACCUUAGUAUUCUUUGUUUUCUUUAUUAUUUUGGUUAGGUCAGGGUGUGACAUGGGUGAUAUGUGUGUUUUUGUCUCAUCUAGGGUGUUUGUACUGUCUAGGGGUUUUGUAGAUUUAUGGGGUUGUUUCCAUCUAGGUGUUUAUGUAGGUCUAUGGGUGCCUAGAUUGGUUCUCAAUUAGAGGCUGGUGUUUAUCGUUGUCUCUGAUUGGGAACCAUAUUUAGGCAGCCAUCUUCUUUGGGUAUUUCGUGGGUUAUUUUCUAUGUGUAGUUGCCUGUGUCAGCACUCUUUAGCAUAGCAUCACGGUCAUUUUGUUGUUUUUGUUUAAGUGUUAUUUGUCUUUUUCGUCAUUCAAUAAAAGAAUGGAUUCACACCA
Molecule: messenger RNA, 5121 nt
Organism: Oncorhynchus nerka (sockeye salmon)
Lineage: Eukaryota; Metazoa; Chordata; Actinopteri; Salmoniformes; Salmonidae
Product: mitogen-activated protein kinase 14A-like
Exons: 12
Coding region: 152-1231 (359 amino acids)
Biological process (GO): protein phosphorylation; intracellular signal transduction
Cellular component (GO): cytoplasm; nucleus
Molecular function (GO): ATP binding; MAP kinase activity
Source: RefSeq, a predicted model, not a curated record